GCAUGAGCGCGCUCGGUGGGCGUGGCCUAAACGGGCGGGGGCGGGGCCUCCGCCCCGGUGGCGCGGGCUCCCAUUGGCCGCGGCGCGUUGCCAUGGCCACGGCGUCGCCCCGCCCGCCCCGCCGGGUCCCGGUGCCGGUCCCGGUGCCGGUCCCGGUGCGCGAUGGGCAGCGGCGGCUCCUCGGGGCGGGGAGCCCGGCUGGCGGCCGCCGAGGGCCCCGAUGGCGUCGAGCAGCGUCUGGAGGUGCGGGGCCGGCAGGUCCCGACCGAGCUGUGGGCUCAGCAGGGGCUGCGGAAGCUCUAUCUGAGCGACGCGGGGCUGCGGGAGGUCCCGGACGAGCUGGCGGAGCUGCAGCACCUGCGGACCCUCGCCCUGGAUGGCAACGAGCUGAUGGAGGUGCCCGAGGCCGUGUGCGACCUGCCCCACCUGGCGCACCUCUACCUGGGCCGCAACGGGCUGCAGGGGCUGCCGCCCUCCUUCGCCCAGCUCCAGAGCCUGCGCUGCCUCUGGAUCGAGGGAAACUUCCUGGCGCACUUCCCCCGCGCCCUCCUGCAGCUGCCCGAGCUGCGCAGCCUCCAGCUGGGGGACAACCGGCUGUGCCGGCUGCCCACGGCGCUGCCCCGCAUGGCCGGCCUGCGCGGGCUCUGGCUCUACGGGAACCGCUUCCAGGAGUUCCCGCCCGUGCUGCUGCGCAUGGAGCACAUCCGCGUCCUCGACCUGGACCGCAACCGCAUCGCCGCCUUCCCGGACCUCAGCGGCCUCGCCGCCCUGCGCCUCCUGUCCUACGACCACAACCCCGUGCGGCAGCCGCCCUGCGUCGCGGAUGAGGUGCAGCUGGUGGGCGACGGGGCGCAGGAGUACAUGGAAGCGCGGCAGGAGCGGCUGCAGAGCCUGCAGCGCCAGGAGGAGGAGGAGGAGGAAAGCGCCGAGGCCGCCCCGGUGUCCCUGGAGGCUGGGCCAGAGGAUGGGGAAGGGGAAUCUGUGGCCCUGACGGGAUCUCCUGAGGAAACGUGAGCUGUUUCCCUGAAGGGGUGCAGAGCCUCCACCUGCCUCACAAGGAAUUCCCAUCCAGGGCUGGGAAAGGAGGAAGUUCACAGCCUCCACAAAGGAAAACCAGCUUUCUCAGGAUCAGCCUUAUCCAACUGGGACAGCAGCAUUGUGUCCUGGAUCUGCACGGCUCAUGGACCCCAAUGGUUACCCCACCUGAGAGCAUCCCACCUACUCCAGGGUGUCUUGGAUUGGAAUACAGCCCCCUGCCCUGAGGGAUGAUCCCACACUGACAACAGGGACAUUUCUGCUCCUCCACCUCUGAAAAUCCUUUACUUCCGUCCCAAUGGGCAGCACAGAAAAGGGCAAUGCUGGUUGCAUCCGUUCCAUGGAUCCCAUCAUCCUGAAGAGCUCCGAGGUCUGGGAACAAAGGCACAGACCCUGAAAACCCCAUCCUGCUGCUGGAAUUGGGCUGGAGAAGAAAAUUUUCCACCAGGCUUCUCCUGGCCAUCAGGUUUGGGAAGGAGCUGAUAGAAAUUCCACCAGGAUCUAAGCACUGCCUGUCUCCAGCCUGAACAGGGUUUUGCCUCUGUGGGAAGAGGAGGCUCCUCCUUGGCACUGCCCAUCCUAAAAUGGGCACCAGAUCCAGGGCUGACACCUUAUCCUUCCUUUUCCUGUCUUCAAGUGCCUCUUGGACCAAACGCAGGCAAUAAAAAGCACAAAUCCAAGAAAUUUGUUGUUAGAGAAAAGUGGCAGCCUCAGGGAAGGGUUUAUUUGGGAUCCCCUAAAACCAAGUCAGGUAUUUUGGUGUGCGACCACCAGCUCCUCUUAUUUCGGACAUCCAAGGAAUCCUGAUUCCCUCUGCCCAUCUCCGAGCUGAGCCGGUGUGGUGGGGAGCUCGGGAAUCCGAGGCCUGGAGCUCGCUGGAGGUUUCAAACCACUCAUCCGCUUUUAAUGGCCGUGGAUUUGGGGUUGGGGCUGGGAGGCAGCCAGAGGUCCUGCCACAUCCGUUCCAGCACUGGCAGGGAAGAUGCUGCCGGCUUUUCCCUCCACUUCCUAUUCCACAGCAGGGACCACAGCUAUUUUGGACACGUGGAGCUUCCUCAGCUGUGGGAUGUGCAGGGGCUGCCCGUGCCAGCUCCUCUGGGGUAAUUUCAGGGGUUUGGGGCUUAGCAGGAGGUUGGAGCCAGGUCUUCCCAAUAGGUACAGGCUGUCAAUCCCUUUUCCCACCUAGGGCAGAGUAUCCUGGGAUCCCAUGGCAUCCCAGGAGCACACUCCUCAAAUUCUGGGUGUCUCCCAGCCCUUCAUGCCAUCUUUCCAGGGUGCUGCUGCUUUAUCUGGGAAGACAUUGCUGCUGAUUAGCAAGGAAUUAACCAUGAUCCCGAGGGUGCUGACCCUGGCAGAGACCCUCAGCAUUCCAGGCCCCUGCCGCAGGCAAGACCCGAUGCCGCCAGCUCCACGCAGAUCCCUGCCAGCCCACCCAUUCGGCAGGAGUUGGGAUGCAGGUGGCUCUGGAUGCCACCAGCCUGUCCCCACGGCCGCGAUCAGAUCCAGGAGCUCUGACACCUGCAGUAGGGGAGGUCCUCCCUCUCUGCAGCCUUUUCCCACCACCCAGCUUUUCCCAAGGAGCUGGGUCAGGAUCCAGGCACCGGUGACGAUGGUGGUGACACCAGGACCGGGAGCUGCCGCAGUCGGUGGGAAUCUGACAAUUCCGGCUCCGCUCGAGUAUUUUGGGGCCGCUGGCACCGGCGAGUCCCCGCUGCCGGCAGUGCAUCAUCCAUACGUCUGUCCCUAUAUAUAUCCCUGCCUCCUCUCCCGGCCCCGCGUGCGACGGUUUGUGGCCUCGCCGCAGCUGGGAUCACGCUGCUAUUUCCAUCUGCUCCCGCUGCCUGCCAGCACGAAGCAGCGGGAUCGGGAAUCGCUGCGGAUCCGUGCAACAGGAGCGCCGGGACCGCCACGCUUUCAAAGUUGGAUGUUACCGUCACAUGAAGAAGAGAGAACCUGAACAAGAUCACGGCUACGAGCUCUAGAGUUAAAAAUGAACACACAAACCCCCGGGGAGCCCGACCGCGGACGAGGAAUCCAGCCUGGAAAAGCGGGGUGCCCAAGGGGCCACGGGGGGCACCUGGCUUGGCACAGCCCUGGCCCUGCCACCCCUUCCCCAGGCAUAUUGUCCAAAAUCGUCUAAACUGGGCCUGUGGGAGCUGCUGGGAGCCAAGGGUGCCACGGGGGGAGCAGGAAGACUGAGGAUGAUCCGGCGUCUGCCACAGAGAGCCACCACCGACCCCGUUGUCACCCCUGUGGGGCUCCCAGGUGGGUCUGUCCCUGUUUUGGGGGGUCCCAGGGAGCAGGAAGGGGUCUGGCAUGUGCAUCCCAGGGCUCCGUGGGGAUGCUGCUGCUGGCACUGAUCCUGCCAGGCUGGCUGUCCCAAGGAAUGCCGCCAGCCCGGGGAAUGUCACCUGCCCUCGAUGGGGACAACAGCGCUCGCUCCACCCUUUAUCCCCAGGGAUGAUGGGCACGGGGCUCCCGGAGCAGCCCUGCGGGAAGGGUACCCUUUGGAGCUCCGCAUUCCCCCGAGGGGCCCCUUCCAGCCCGGGGUG
Messenger RNA from Prinia subflava (tawny-flanked prinia), 3587 nucleotides. RefSeq names its product leucine rich repeat containing 10B (gene LRRC10B). The coding region runs from base 163 to 1014 and encodes 283 amino acids. The transcript has 3 exons. NCBI's taxonomy places the organism in Eukaryota, Metazoa, Chordata, Aves, Passeriformes, Cisticolidae. Gene Ontology annotation, molecular function: protein binding. The record is from RefSeq and is a predicted model, not a curated record.